UAGCUGAAGUCCGUCAGAAAACUUUCAAAAACGGUGCGUUUCAAGGGAUACAAAGCAGCGGUUGCAACUUCCCGCUCCGUUGCUCUAAAUCCUAAACUAAAAUAAAACCCUAGCCAGUGGCCGGUGAUCACCAUGGCGAUGAAAACUGCAGAAGAACACGAAGUGGGUAUCUCCUGCUUCAUUUCCGACCUUCGUGGCUUCCGCGGAAUUUUAAAGCAAAGGUAUUCUGACUUUAUCGUGAAUGAAGUGGACAGAGAUGGAGCAGUUGUUCAAUUGUCCUCACUUGAUGCCCCUCUAGAGGAGCCAGAGGAAAAUCGAACCAACACACACGACACUGUUGUUAGUUAUGCCUCUCAGAUUGAAUCUUUCAAGUCUCUUGCUGAGGAGUAUGAUGCAAUUCUUUUGGAAGAAUUUAUUAAUAAGAUUAAUGCCGGUGGAGAAGAUAGUGUUUCUCCCAUUGUUCUUUCUCCAGAUUCUGAUAAAUCUCAUAGAAAGGCAAUGCAUAACUUCUUUAAGGAAAACUUUAAGUUCCUGGUCACUGAUGUGGUCAAUGGACCCGAUGCUUCAUCGAAAUGUAUCCGUGUGAGAUUGAAUUCUGCUGAACCAAACAACAAAGGCAAAAACUCCAAGAAACGCAAAGAAAGAGAUGAUAAGCCUUUUGACAGCCGAGGUUCAGAAAAUUGGCCUGAAAAUGUUGGCAAGUUCCUUAGGUUUCAUCUUUACAAGGAGAACAAAGAUACACAUGAAGCCUUGGGGGUUAUUGGAAAUAUGCUCAGCAUCCAGCCAAAAUCAUUUGGAUUUGCGGGUACAAAGGACAAGCGUGCUGUCACGACCCAAAGGGUUACUGUUUACAAGCAGCAAGCAAGUCGGCUAGCUUCCCUUAACAAGCGCUUGUUUGGUAUUAAAUUGGGUGAUUUCUGUUAUGUUAAGGAAGGACUUUGUCUUGGCCAGCUCUUGGGAAAUCGAUUUACAAUCACAUUGCGAGGUAUUGUUGCAGAUUCUGAAGAUAUCAUAAAAGCAUCUGCAGAUGCCUUAGGAAGGCAUGGCUUCAUUAACUACUUUGGUCUCCAGCGUUUUGGAAGUGGUUCUUUGCCAACUCACCUUAUUGGAGCUGCAUUACUCCGAGGGGAAUGGAAACUUGCUGUAGACAUGAUCCUCGAUCCAAGAGAUGGAGAGAAAAGUGCAAUAGCCAAGGCACGUAAGUACUAUAAAGAAAGUAGUGAUGUUGUUGGGACACUUAAGCAGUUGCCUCGAUAUUUAGUUGCUGAAAGGGCUGUGCUGCAAACUUUAAAAACGUCUCCUGGAAAUUAUUUGCAGGCUUUGAAAAGUAUUCCAAGGACUCUGAGAAUGUUGUAUGUUCAUAGUUACCAAAGCUAUUUAUGGAACCAUGCUGCAAGUAAGAGGGUGCAAAAAUAUGGAACUGAAAAUGUAGUAUUAGGGGACUUGGUAUAUUGUAAAGAAAAUUCUACUGGUAAGGUUACAGAGUUUGUUGGAUCUGAAUAUGCUGAAGACUGCAGGGGUAGGUAUGAUUCUAAUAAUGAAGAUGAAGUCUCUGGAGAGAUUCAUGAAGAAAUAAAUAGCGUCAAGGUUAUCGAUGCUGAAGAUCUUAAUUCAGGAUGUUACACAAUUGAUGAUGUAAUCCUUCCUAUGCCAGGUUCACGGGUAAAAUAUCCAACCAAUCAUAUUGCCAAUGUUUAUGAAGAUUUAGCAAAAAAAGAUGGAAUCAGUUUAACUGAAAGCGUGCAUAAUGUGGAGGAUUUCUCAAUAACUAGUAUCACUGGAUGCUACAGGAGGGUUUUUCAGAAGCCAAUUAACUUUGAAUGGGAAUUACUUUCAUAUAGUGACAGUAGUGAGCAAUUGGUAGACACAGAUUUAGACAAAAUUAACAAGUCUAAGCCUAUGAACACUGUCAAACAAAUGGGUGCAGCAAAUGGGAAAAAUGAAGAAGCCUUUGAUUGCAUUAGAGAAUUAGAGAGCUCUGAUGACAUUGCAAAGGUUGAGAAUUAUAGUGAGAUUUUAGGUGAGGAAGUAAAAUUGCCACAUGACGAAUCUCUCAUUGGCUCCAGCUCUCAAGAUUCCCAAAUCGCUCUAAAAUUGAGCUUUACUCUUCCUGCUUCAUGCUAUGCAACAAUGGCCAUAAGGGAGCUGCUGAAGACUUCAACAUCUGUUGCAUAUCACAAGACAUUAAACCAAUAGUAUGCACACAGCUACCUCAUGUAGCAAUGUUUUCUGGAAGAGAAAGUGAUUUAUAGAACAGAGAGAACACCGCAAAGAGAAGUUUCAGUUCAUGAUUCUAAUUUUGUGGUGUUAUAAUAUCUUGUCGGAAGAGAGAGCAAAAUUGUAAAAUCCUCUCUCAGGUACUCUCUGUAUCUUGUAUUCAUGUUGGAGAACUGUGAAAUUUAACACUAACAAUAGUACUGCAGAAAAUUUAAAUUUAAAUCUUCGUUUUUUGUAUGAGAAGAUUUCCAUGUGUCUGAUUUUAGCACCUUGUGUGUGCUGUCCUUUUUGUCCAUUCUAGCAGUAACAUACCAUCUCUUUGCUUUCCUGUUGUGGAUUUUUAGCUGCCACUUCUCAUUCCAAAGCUUUCCUAGACACAUGAUGUAGUGAUCAGUUUGGCUAAAAUUUAGGGUUAUGCCGUAAUGAAUAUUUUGUACCAUUGUUUGGAAAUUGAACAUCUGCUCUCCUUGUCAAUAGUCGAUUUGGUGUCUUGUACUUGUGAAGUGAGAGCACGCAUUCACAAGGUUUAGUUGUACUCACAGUCUCAGACCAAUUUUAUCUUCCCGAUUGUGCUUCCGUCUU
This is a messenger RNA of Glycine soja, 2799 nucleotides long. RefSeq names its product multisubstrate pseudouridine synthase 7-like. The record is from RefSeq and is a predicted model, not a curated record. The transcript is spliced from 20 exons. Gene Ontology annotation, cellular component: nucleus. Gene Ontology annotation, biological process: pseudouridine synthesis. NCBI's taxonomy places the organism in Eukaryota, Viridiplantae, Streptophyta, Magnoliopsida, Fabales, Fabaceae. Gene Ontology annotation, molecular function: RNA binding; pseudouridine synthase activity. Bases 133 to 2196 code for a protein of 687 amino acids.